Diatraea saccharalis (sugarcane borer) is the source of this 2266-nucleotide messenger RNA. NCBI's taxonomy places the organism in Eukaryota, Metazoa, Arthropoda, Insecta, Lepidoptera, Crambidae. The record is from the annotation of a GenBank genome assembly.
AUAAUAUAGGAAAAAUUUAAACAUUAAACAAGAUUUUAUAAACAGCACAAGCUCGACUGAGAUUAUACUGCAAUAAGUAUAAUAAUUUUAGAUACUGACGUGGUGUUCAGAUACCUUAGGACGUUUGUGAAGUAUUUUAUUUAUUUAGAGACUGAAUAAAAUUAUCAUGAUAGAGCUUUCAGCAAAACUUACCACUGGAACAGUUUACUUAGCUGGGGAAGCCUUAGAAUGUUCAAUUUCGUUCUGUCAUACAACACAACCUGAACAUAGAAAUUCGCAAAGUCACAGUGAUAUCCUUGAAAACUUAGCAUGGGCUUCAGCACAAAUACAUUGUUUCUAUUCAACAUCGGGAAAUACAGGAGAAAAGACACCAGUAUCAGGCAAAACCACAUCAUUGGAAGUGACAUCCUGUGACAUUGGAGACGUUAUAUUUCAUACAAAACCUAAGAUUUUAUUUUGUGAUCUGACAAUACCCCUUGGGGAGACUAAAACAUACUGGUACAGGGAGUCUCUGCCUAUUGAAGCGGCACCCUCAUAUCGUGGCACAUCUGUAAAAUACUCAUACAAAAUAACUAUAGCCACCCAAAAGGUUGGCUCUCAUAUUAAAAUGGUUCGCAUUCCAUUCAGAGUACUUCCAAUUAGCCCUAUAAUGAAUAUGCAAGAUCAUGCAGCUCUGUGUGGAAAUGAAACGACAGAAGAUCUGCAGCCAACUAAUCCAUUUUCAGAGGAGAGGAAAGUUGAAACUCCUCUUACAAUGGCUUUACAAGUCUUACAGAACCUCACAGCUAGAAGAAGUCCUAACUCAUACAUGAUAACAAACACUAGAGGAAAAGUUGGAAGAUUUUGUUUAUUUAAAUCAGCAUACAAGCUUGGUGAAGAUAUUGUGGGCACAUUUGAUUUCUCAGUUGGGACUGUGACUUGUAUGCAGGUAUCUGUAUCAUUACAACCUGAGGAAGUAUUGAAAUCAAAAUCACCUAAAAAUGCUAGCAAAGAUACAUGUAGUAGAUCAAUGACAGUGGCCAGAUAUCAUGAAGUUACUUUGGGCCUUACACACUCCCAACUUAUACUUCCAAUACCAUUGCAUAUAACGCCAGCUUUUGAUGUUGAGGACGUUUCACUCAGAUGGCGUCUUCACUUUGAAUUUGUGACUACCAAUGAGAAAUUGUUGCCAAACCCUGAAGAUAAAGAUUGGAAUGCUCCCUUGAAUGUGCCUAUUGAGACAAUGGUUUGGAAUUUACCAGUAAAAAUUUAUUCCACAUUACCAAAACAAAUAACUCAACAUUCAGUUGGAAGUGAUGCCUACACCCUUAAUAUUAAAUAAUAAAUGAUUUAAUAGACCAAUUAAAUUUUAAUAAAAUUCUUAACCACAAUUAUUAACUAGUUAUAGUUAAGUUUAACUUAAAUUAUGUAUUAUCACAAAAAUAAAUUAGAAUUUUAUUAAAAAAUUUAUUCAUCUACUGACUCCUUAUCCCAAUCUUUCAUUUUAGCACCCAUCAUGAAGUCAUCCCUGGAACAAUAUAAUAUAAUAUAAUAUAAUAUUUAUACACAUUUUUAUUUAUUUUUAUUCAUCAUCAUCAUCAGCCCAUAUUCGUCCACUGCUGGACAUAGGUCUCCCCAAUUUUUCCCUAUUUUUAUUAUGUGAGUGGUUAAUUAAUAAUUAUUAAAAAAAUUAUUUAAAAGAUUUAAGAAAAUUAUGUAGUUUUAUUAUGUCUAUUGAUUUUGUAAGCCCCUUUGACAUAAUUUUAUAACUUAAUUGGUUAGUACAUAAAAUAGUAACUUUGCAAUAAAAGUUUAUAUGUAGAAGAUUGUAUACAAUUUAUAAUAAAGCUAUAAACUAUUACAAACCUCAGUGCAUUCCAUUUAGGAACACUGUCUUCAACUUUUACCUCAUCCUUUACAGUAUUUGCUUCUUUGUCCACAAUUAUUGACUUUGUUUGACCCAUCAACUUAUCUAAAAAUGUUCUCUUAUCGAAUUUCUUCAGUAUCUUCUCCUUUUUACCUUCUGUCAAGUUACUUUUGUUUAUAUCUUUUUCCAAUGUUCUUUGUUGAUUUCUUACUGCAUUAAAUAAUUGUACUACUCCCUUUGUAGCUAUUUUUGCUAAUAAUCUCUCUCUAUCUUUCUCUAAUAUAUUUGGUUUCACUCGAAUUGUAGGCUUUUCAUGUUUCUGAAACAGUAAUAAAUUAAAGGAUGUCUUUACUAAUAAUAAAUGUAUUUAUUUAUUUGCACACAGCUUAAUAAAUAAAAUUAUUAAUCUUAAACAAUGGC